AUGGCCGCCGCCGAUGUUCGCGACAUGUUGGAUUUGCCCGCGGAGGGCCAACCCCGACCGCAUAAGAAACAGAAGGUCGUCGAAAAGAGGCCCGAGGGUAUCACUCGUGAACUUUACGCCCUGCUAGGUGAAAGAGCACCUCCGAUCGCCAUCAACGAGAAUCGAUACAAAGGUCGCCCAAAAUGGAUGAGCAAGCUGAGAGUUCGCCCUUGGCGCAUGGCUCCCUUCACCAACGAAGCUCGAUCGGAUGGACUCGUUCUACAUCACUGGCAAAGACAAGGCGACACCGUGAAACCGGCGCUGGAGGGACCAGAGACAGAAGGCGAAGAACAGAAACAAGAUGAAGGUGCCCCGCAAACCCCGGACCAGGAAUACCUUUUUGCGAAAUACAAUGUCAAAGCUCGAGUGCCGAGGCGAUACACAGACGAAGAGUACAACCGACAUCUGAAGAGUGAUGACUGGUCGCGCCAGGAGACAGAUUAUUUGAUGGAUUUAGUCGAGGAAUACGAUCUACGAUGGGUGGUUAUUGCCGACCGCUACGACUUCCAGCCACAUCCCGUCGAUGCAGAAACGAACAACAGUGCGCUUGUACCGGCCAAUCAAGUCCGGACCAUGGAGCACAUGAAGGCACGGUACUACUUUGUUGCUGCGUCUAUGCUUGCCCUAGAACAUCCUCCAUCGGAAAUGUCCGAGGCUGAAUUCGAUUUACACGAGAAGAUGAUGAAAUUCGAACCCGAGCGCGAGCGGGCACGGAAAGAACUUGCCGCUUUGCAAUUGGAACGUACGGCUGACGCAGUGCGGGAGGAAGGAGUUCUGCUGGAAGAACUGAAACGUAUUACUGCAAACGAGCAAAAUUUCAUCGCAGAGCGCAGAGAGCUGUAUUCCCGCCUUGAGGUUCCCAUUAGCGUGGGCAACACCACCAUGUAUCAGUCCAGCCAAGGCUUGUCUCAGCUGCUUCAGACCCUUCUCCAAGCCGACAAGAGCAAAAAGCGACGCUCUAUACUUGGUCCCGAGGGUGCCGCACCCAGCCCGGCAGCACAGACCCCAGCACCGAACGCGAAUACCCGUGACAGCCGUGGCGAAACCCCAAGCAACGCACAAGCAGCACCUACGAACAAGAAAGCCGCAGCCGCAGCCGCAGCAAACAAAGAGGCUCAACAGAGCAUUAGAACGCUCACUCCGUCUGAAGAGGCCAGAUACGGCGUACAGCAUCACGACCGUCUGGCUCCAGGCGUACAGUUCCGCAGUGAUCGUGCUCAGAAACUGACGCAGGCCAAGUCCAACGUUCAGACCCAGAAACUGGCUGCUGCCCUCGCCGAGCUAGAAGUACCGCUUCGGCUGGUCAUGCCUACAGAGCGGGUAUGCAAGGAGUUCGAGAAGCUCAUCCACUCGGUGAACUUAUUGCUUGACGCCCGCAAAGUGGCAGAAAAGGUGGAGAGUGAGAUCCGGGUGCUUGAAGCCGCUAAGCAGGAAAGAGAGCGCAAAGCGAAAGAAGCCAAAGAGAAAGAAAAGCCCGAGGUAAAGACUGAACAAGACGAUAAUCCAGCGCCAACCGCAGAUGUGGCUACCGAGUCUACCAGUGCUGCCGCUGCCGCUUUACCUUCCGCAGAAGGUCAAGAGACGGCUGGUGGUACAGAGGACAAGGAGGCAGAAGCUGGCAGUGGUGAUACUGGCGAAGCGACAGCGCGAGAAGGUACCUCGCAAAAGCGUUCAGCCAGUGUCCUAAGCAACACCAGUGAUAAAAGUACUAAGCGACAGAAGAAGUAUCUUCUGGGGAUAAAUUGCCUUUGUCAUCUGCUGGUAUCAGCGUGUACCCGUAACCAAGACGACGACCCCCAGACAUCCAUCCGACGCUGA
Molecule: messenger RNA, 1857 nt
Organism: Aspergillus oryzae RIB40
Lineage: Eukaryota; Fungi; Ascomycota; Eurotiomycetes; Eurotiales; Aspergillaceae
Exons: 4
Coding region: 1-1857 (618 amino acids)
Biological process (GO): DNA repair; negative regulation of transcription by RNA polymerase II; chromatin remodeling
Cellular component (GO): NuA4 histone acetyltransferase complex; nucleus; Swr1 complex
Molecular function (GO): transcription corepressor activity
Source: RefSeq, a predicted model, not a curated record